UGUUCAGUAACGUCUUUUUGAAUGACGUCAUCAGUUUAUGUUUAGCGAGCGAUAGGUUACGAAAUUCACAAAUUUCAUGGUUACUCGCUCGUUUUAUGUACCAAGUUAGUGUACUACCGUUUAUUAUUGUUAAGUGGACGUAUUCGUGUAUAUCGCGUAUCAAUAAAUCAUUGUUUACAACAGCAUUGACGGAGUGAACAUUACGUUACUUUUGGCGGCAGCACAUGAAGCCACAGAAAUAGAUUUCCUUGUGCAAUAUAUUGGGACGGAAAUUCUUUGGACUUAUUUGCAUUCGGACCGGUUUGAAAUGGGUCAGGGUUCGUGAAAUAUUGGGCUGUGGAGAUAGUAUGGGGUUGGUGUUAUUAGCAAGUGAAGUUUGAGGGAACUAUGGAGAACCCAACGGUUUCUGGAUUGCGGUCAAGGUCGCGCUCGAAAACACCAUUCCUUAGAUCGAGCUGCGAUCGCGAGAACUGCACGGAGGGUGAGGACCACGUCCACCACAAGUCUGGAAGGAAAACGCCAAUUAAAAGGAGCACCCCUGUCAAGCAACUCGGCCAGCCAAGCAGUAAAGUAACGACCGAAGCUAUAGCGGAGACAGAGGAGGAGCAUGCGCCGUCGCACCGCACGCGGCAAUCAACCCGCCUCACGGAGAAGCUGGUCAAGACCUCCGACUACUCCUCCGAGGAGAGCCUGGACCGGCUGAAGGGGAGUCGGAAGGAGAUAUUUCAGAACGAGCUCAACAGCCAGUAUGAGCGGGUGUCCACCAGCUCUCACUAUCGGACGCUGGCGGACGUCACGCUCAGUCCAAUCUCGCAGAAUGUGACGCGCGACAGGUCUUUCCGCUUCGGAAGCCCAGCGUACAGUGCAUGCUCGACGGACAGUUCGUUCGCUGAGCAGGCACUGGCGGAUACCAGCGCUCUGCUGGACCGGGACCCUAGCGCGGAACACCUGCCUUACCGCCUGUACAAAAUGGCCGGCGAGUACUGGAACAAAUACCCGAAGACGGACUACACGUACUCGCCGCUGUCGAAAGACCGCGUGGAGCUGGCGCCGGGACAGGUGGCCGUCCCGAAUAUGUCCCGGCGCUCGCUGUCCCAGUUUCGAGUUCAGGGGCCGCUCACCAGCUCGGAUGAGGUCGACCGGCUCGCAGCCACCUGGACGUCCAGUGCUACGCGCAAGCGGUUCACUACAGUAGACAGCUCGGAUGACGAAGGCGCGUACCUCCGAGGCAAUGGCGCCUACCAGCAAGCGGAGCAGCGCUGGUGGAUCACCCGCCUGCUCGUCACCAUCAUCACCACCAUCACCAGCUCUACUAGCAGCGCGUAUAGGAGGCUCGUGGGGCCCUCGCAUCGGUACCCGUAUACUGACAGGCGGCCCGCUAAAGCUGGCAUCGCGACUCGUGCGGCGUCGGCGGCAGUAGCACCCUUCUACUGGAUUUACACUAUCAUCAAAACGGUGGUCACAACCACCAUCACCACUGUUACUGAAACGUUAACACCGAACCACGUGGGCGAGAGUGCCAAGUAUAGCGCUGGUAGCUACAAGGAAAAGGCGACGAAGCGACGCUGGUGGCCCUGGCUAUUACUACUCCUGCUGCCCGCCGUGGGAUAUGGAUGUUACAACUACUCGGACCAAAUAUGGCCUAAAGAAGAAACUGUAAUAGAAAGCACGUACAAAUCCCCUCAGAUAUCUCAAGAUCCGGACUUAAGUAGGCGGAUGGCUGCCCUUGAAGACUGGGCGCUAAACGUCGACACAAAACUGAAGACCUUCGACCAAAGACUGUCAAAGUUUGACAACCUAGAGGCGCAAAUCGAGAACUACUCAUUCCGGCACCUGCAGCAGAAUUUGAUCCAGAUUUUGAGCACGAAUGACAACACUGAGAUUUUAGCCGCAAAAUUGAAAGCGCAAUUCGACCGGGAUUAUGUAACUAAAGAACAGAUGCAGACAAUGAGUCAAGAGAUCCACGAGCGAUUAAUUACUUCGUGGAAGCCAGAUUUGGACGAGGAUAAGAUACGGCGGUUGAUCCAGGAGUACUUGGUUGUGUUCGAGCGGCAACAGAUGGCGCUACUGGCAGAGAAAGUUCGGGAAUACGUGAAGGAGGUAGAAAUCCAUCAUCAUCACUCGGGAAGCGACUUCGACGCGGAGGCUGUGAAGAAGAUAGUGGCGGCCAUGCUUAAUGUGUACGACGCGGACAAAACUGGCCUGGUGGAUUAUGCAUUGGAGUCUGCAGGCGGGCAAGUGAUCUCGACCAAGUGUACCGAGCUAUACCAGAUCAAGACGAAGCAAUACUCGGUGCUAGGGCUGCCGGUGUGGUGGGUGUACACGUCGCCGCGGUUCGCGCUGACUCCCGGCGCCAUGCCCGCCGAGUGCUGGGCCUUCCAGGGCUUCCCGGGGUACCUGGUGAUCCGCACGUACGCCAUCAUCGAAGUGACGGGCUUCUCGCUGGAGCACAUGUCGCGCCUACUCGCUGUCGACGGCAAGAUCGAGUCCGCGCCCAAGAACUUCUCAGUAUACGGUCUCCACGGCGAAAUGGAUCCGGAGCCCCACUUAUUCGGCGACUACAUGUAUGACGCAAACGGCACGGCCAUCCAAUAUUUCCCUGUUAAGUUCCCGAAGACGACAAACAUUGGCGGCAACGAGUACCCAGUAGCCUUCGAUAUUGUGGAGCUCAGGGUGGAAAGCAACCACGGCAACCCGACAUACACCUGUGUCUACAGAUUCAGGGUCCACGGGAACCCGUUGUCAGACAUCAGAAUGGCUACCGAUGACAGCAUCAAGGACAGUGAGACGUAGCCAACAAUUGGACAUUAGGGAAUUAUUUUAUAUGUGAUGCAAUCACCACUUUUGAUACGGUUCUAUCGUGUUGAUCUUUAGAUUUAAAAUUUAUGAGUAAUUAAGAUUUGUGAAAAACAAAAUUUGCCAGGCGAAUUGAUGUCUAAUGAAAGGACCUAAAACUGUUUAUAUGAGUGAUGUGUAAAAUAUCAAAAGUGGUGACGAUACAAUCGAAUACGUGUAUUGAACAUAGUGCAGUGCGCGUUAUCAAUCUCGGAAAACGUCCAACGUGUGUUCAAUUAUGUAGUUACUGACUUGAAUAGUUGUCAUUCUAGGUUUAACAGAGUGGCCUUACAUCAGUAACCGGUAUAUCUUUAGUAAUAAAGUCCAAAGUACAAAAUCUGUUUGUUAAGUACUGACUUAUCAUUAUGUGCUUAUUGUUCCAGCGAAUUUUAUGUGUUUAAAAUCUCUUAUAUGACCGCACAAAGACCGUUUCUAUACGCUUAGUUAUUCUGAAUUUCUUUUACCGAUAUUUAUACAUAGUUUUAUAAUCUAUUUUAAGUUAUAUUAUAAGACUUAUAAUAAUGUAUACCUACAUGGAUCAAAAACUAAAUAAUGUGUUAUAAAUAUUUUCAGCUGAUUCGUAUUUAUUAUUUAUGUUUGUAAGUAAGGACAUAGUAACUUAUUUGUGACUUUAAAUCAUAUAAGGCAGCUAUGUUUCUUUACAAAGUUUAUGUACACAGUUUAGUUAUUUCUAGAAAGUUAUAUGAGACAAUAAUCAAAAUUAUGAUAAAGAAACAGCCUAAAUUAGUAUUAAGUUCCUUUCGCGUUAUUUUAAUUAGGUCGUGUGUAAUUCAGCUAGAUCCAUGUUAGACUACGAUUAAUUUGAACUAGGUUUAAUGAAGGAGCUAGUCCAGUUAGAGGUUAAUAAAUUUUAUGCCAACGUAAAUAAGUGUUUUCAGUUGUAAGUUUCGUGUCUCAAAGAACUAACUUAGUAUGUAGUAAAAACCCAACGUCUAUUAACGUUUGAGGAUCUUAUUAGUUUAGUCUUAUUUAGUUUGUAAUCUUCGGCUUAUUGUACAAAAACUCAUUCCGAAUCCUAUGUUCAGUUGUGUCCUUCGUCAGUCAUACAGUUUCACAGACGAAUUAUGUAAAAUCAAAAGUUCAGGCUUAAGUACUUGAGAAAUGACUGCUAAUUCAAUACAUAUGUAGAAGAUACCUAUCUUAGGAUGUAAUAUUUUUGAAUUGCAUCUGCAAAAGCAAUCUUGAUUUCACAUAUAAGGAACUUUGUUCACUAGAUGUUUUAGUGUUCGUACUGAAUUACUGAUGCAUUUAGGUAGAAUCUCGUCCUAACUGUUCCUCCGGCCGAAUUCAAAAGGUGCUGCGCCGGAAAAAACUUAAAUAUUUGUCUGUUUUUUUAGAUCCUCGGAAUUUAAAUUAAGUUAAGAUAGUAGCCGUUGAUAUUACACGAUAUUCAUUACUUUUAGAAGUUACCACUAACACUUUCUGACAGCACACUUGUAACAUUUUAUAGCACUUUGUAACAAGCGAAAUUGUAUAUUUUUGAUAUCACCCGACCCAAUAUUCACCCUUGUUUCCACUAAUCAGUAUUGAUGAAUCUGAUAUCAAACUUCAAUAACUAUUUACCUAAAAAUUGGGAUCUAUUGAUGGUUCAGCCUUUUUUGGUUUGAAAAAUAUUAAUAAAACAACUCAUUUUUAUAAUAACCCAGUGAACUCAUGAGUUAGCUACUUAAAUUGCUCCGGGUGGCUUAAUGCAAUUUAUUUACCAAAUAUAAUAUUCUUCGUAUCUAUUUAUUGUUUUUAUCGAAUAUUUAUGGAACUUUUAGCAAGUAGAAUUUGUACGUUUAAUAUA
Messenger RNA from Ostrinia furnacalis (Asian corn borer), 4645 nucleotides. RefSeq lists its product as uncharacterized. Bases 388 to 2793 code for a protein of 801 amino acids. The transcript is spliced from 13 exons. Gene Ontology annotation, cellular component: meiotic nuclear membrane microtubule tethering complex; nuclear envelope. Gene Ontology annotation, molecular function: protein-membrane adaptor activity. The record is from RefSeq and is a predicted model, not a curated record. Lineage: Eukaryota; Metazoa; Arthropoda; Insecta; Lepidoptera; Crambidae.